AUGGUGAUCGCUGCACCACCAGACCUCGCCGGCGUCAAAGCCAUCUUCUUCGACUACAUGGGCACAUGCCUUGACUGGCACUCGUCGGUCGUGGCUGCCCUGCCCCAAGAUAUCGCUAUCAACACCCGAAGCAGCCUGGCCAUUGCCCUGCGGGAAGCCUUCUUCGCUGACAUACACACACGAUUUGAGCAGAGACUCCCACCGGAAGACAUCGAUGCCACGCACGCAAGGCUACUUGGUGUCCUGCUGCAGAGCAAGCAAUUCGAGUACAUCUCAGUGAAUGCUGAGGAGCGGAACAAGGUAAUUGAGGCGUGGCACCACAUGUCUGCAUGGCCGGACGUGCCGCCGGCCCUCGACAAGCUCCGCGAGAGAUAUGAGCUUUUCGUCCUUGCCAACGGCACAACUAGACUGCAGCUGGACCUGACGCGGUCCUCUGGUCUGCCAUUUGACAUGCUCUUGUCGAGCCAGCUUCUUGGAGUGACCAAGCCGGAUCCAGACAUGUAUCGGAAAGCGUUGCAGCUGGUAGGCGUUUUGCCGGAGGAAUCUGUCAUGGUGGCUGCGCAUGCAUAUGAUCUGAGAGCAGCUAAAAAGGUGGGUAUGCGAACCAUCUACGUGCGAAGGUGGACAGAGGAUACGCUAGAAAAUAUGGAGGCGGUCAAGCAGGAUGUUGACUGGUUUCUAAGCGGUACUGGCGAGGUUGGGAGCACAGAUGGAUCGUUCAUAAGCUUGGUGGAGCUACCAUCAUGA
Cyphellophora europaea CBS 101466 is the source of this 747-nucleotide messenger RNA. Its product is annotated as haloacid dehalogenase, type II. The record is from RefSeq and is a predicted model, not a curated record. Bases 1 to 747 code for a protein of 248 amino acids. Gene Ontology annotation, molecular function: hydrolase activity, acting on halide bonds, in C-halide compounds. Lineage: Eukaryota; Fungi; Ascomycota; Eurotiomycetes; Chaetothyriales; Cyphellophoraceae. The transcript has a single exon.